Messenger RNA from Tarenaya hassleriana, 1006 nucleotides. Its product is annotated as transcription factor HEC1-like. Gene Ontology annotation, biological process: regulation of DNA-templated transcription. Bases 105 to 827 code for a protein of 240 amino acids. Gene Ontology annotation, molecular function: DNA-binding transcription factor activity; protein dimerization activity. The record is from RefSeq and is a predicted model, not a curated record. The transcript has a single exon. Lineage: Eukaryota; Viridiplantae; Streptophyta; Magnoliopsida; Brassicales; Cleomaceae.
UAUUCUUACGAGAUUGAAUAUUUAUUAUUAUUAUUGGGGAAAAAAACUGUUUUUGAUUUAUAUUAUUAAUAGAAAUUGGGUGUUAGCGGAAACAACAAGCAUUAAUGAUGGUUGGGAUGAUGCAGCAGAUGGAGAAGCUCCCCGAUUUCUGUAGCCCUAACUCUAGCUUCCCCUCCGACCAGACCAACCACCUCAUGCUUUCCAACUCCAAUGCACACCAAUUAUUCCUCAACCCCAUCCAGAUCCAACCCGGUUUCAGAUACGGGUCCGGGUUGCUAACCGCUCCCUCCCCCCUCUCGGAGUUCUCUCCCAACGAGUACCCAUCAAUGUUGAUCGACAAAAGAUGCUCAGAUUGUAACAACAACAACAACAGAAACAGAAACAUGGCUGCAAUGAGGGAGAUGAUCUUCAGGAUUGCGGUGAUGCAACCGAUAAACAUUGACCCUGAAUCGAUAAAGCCACCAAAGAGGAGGAACAUGAGGACCUCCAAGGGUCCCCAAAGCGUCGUGGCUCGGCAGCGGAGGGAAAGGAUAGGCGAGAGGAUUCGUAUUCUGCAGCGGCUGGUGCCGGGUGGGACGAAGAUGGACACGGCCUCUAUGCUUGACGAAGCCAUCCAUUACGUUAAGUUCUUGAAGAAGCAGGUGCUGUCGCUGGAGGAGCAGGCAGUGGCCAAUGGCGGUGGACUUGGAGGAAGAACGGUUGUUACCGGCGGUGGCAUGUCGGCGGCUCCGGUGGUGGGUAUCGCCGGGUUUGGUGGUGGGACGAUGAUGAAGGGUUGUGGGGCAAUGGGUUCUUAUCAGAUGGUGGGCAAAUUCACAUAUACUUAGAUGAUUGACACUUCACUUGCCUUUUUUUUUUUCUUCUCAUUUUCGUGCUUCAAACAUGUUUGUGAUGGUUAGUUCCAAUCCAACUCCGACUACGUAAUUUAUCUCAGGUAAAUUAAAAGGGGGGAAGGGAGCGGAUAAUCAAUUCAAUGAGUCGUGGCCCGUUAAGCCCGUUUUCAUCA